Messenger RNA from Juglans microcarpa x Juglans regia, 1230 nucleotides. Its product is annotated as LOB domain-containing protein 1-like. The record is from RefSeq and is a predicted model, not a curated record. The transcript is spliced from 2 exons. The coding region runs from base 221 to 880 and encodes 219 amino acids. NCBI's taxonomy places the organism in Eukaryota, Viridiplantae, Streptophyta, Magnoliopsida, Fagales, Juglandaceae.
CUAACUUGGAUGUGGCCGCAGCCAGAAAACCCAACGGUAAGGUUCAACUCAUGGCGUCAAUAUCUCUGUUGGAUGACGUCACUUUGCCAGCCAGGCCUCCCUUUCCCUUAUUUAUACGCGGCUCCCAGCUUUCUUCUCCAAGCAAACCCCGCCUCAUCUCUCUCUCUCUCUCUCUUCUCUCUCUCUCAUCAGACAUAUUUCUAAUUAAGCAAAUUAAGAUAUGGAAUGCAGUGACAUGAACACAAUCAUGACCACACCUUCAUCAACCCUUCAGCUCUCUCGCUCCUCAUCUUCAUCAUCUUCUCCUCCUUCUUCCCCAAGUCCUACUCCGACUCCACCUGUUGUUGUAAGCCCUUGCGCCGCAUGCAAGAUUUUGCGGCGACGGUGUGCGGAGAGAUGCGUGCUGGCGCCUUACUUCCCUCCCACUGAGCCAGCCAAGUUCACCAUAGCUCAUCGAGUGUUCGGUGCUAGCAACAUCAUCAAGUUCUUGCAGGAACUCCCAGAAUCCCAGAGGGCUGAUGCAGUGAGCAGCAUGGUUUAUGAGGCAAGUGCAAGGAUAAGAGACCCAGUUUAUGGAUGUGCAGGGGUAAUAUGUCAGCUCCAAAAACAAGUUAGCGAGCUCCAGGCACAACUAGCCAAGGCACAAGCCGAGGUUGUCAACCUGCAAUGCCAACAAGCCAACCUUUUAGCCUUAAUUUGCAUGGACAUGUCUCAAACUCCUCAUCAGGCAUCGCCUCAUGAUCAUCAUGAUCAGCAGCAAUAUUCACACGAAAAUUUUAUCAGUACAAGUCCCGAUCAAAGCUACCAGAGCAAUGUUAGUCUGCCCUUCCUUGACGAUUAUAACAACCUAGGCUUAAUGUGGGACCCUCUUUGGACAUGAUUAAAAUCAUUUAAAAUUAUAUAGUCAGUAGCCCUAUAAUUUUGAAAACUCCUCCCAAGGAGAAGUUGAGGAAUUUUUUUUUUUUUUUAAAAAGAAGGAAAAAAAAAAGAAAAGAAAAGAUGAUCAUGAUGAUCACAUGAUAUAUGUUGUAUGAACAAAAGUGGGGGAGAAACUACUGAUCUUUAGGAUCCAAUCUCUUUGUUAAAGCUAGGCAAAGUAUAGAUGGGUCUUUUUCCUAUUCCAUGUAAUAAUCUAUAGCAAUAUUGGUGAAAAAAGGAUCAGAUGCGAAUUUGGUUCGUGUCCAUCAUGAUGAUCUGUAGUACGUAGUGCUGAUUAUUGAGUCUUGAAAA